Aspergillus alliaceus is the source of this 2085-nucleotide messenger RNA. RefSeq names its product transcription factor domain-containing protein. Bases 50 to 1762 code for a protein of 570 amino acids. Gene Ontology annotation, cellular component: nucleus. The record is from RefSeq and is a predicted model, not a curated record. Gene Ontology annotation, molecular function: transcription cis-regulatory region binding; DNA-binding transcription factor activity. Lineage: Eukaryota; Fungi; Ascomycota; Eurotiomycetes; Eurotiales; Aspergillaceae. The transcript is spliced from 4 exons. Gene Ontology annotation, biological process: positive regulation of transcription by RNA polymerase II.
GCUAUACGUUUCUGUCUUCCACAGUGCCAGCCCUAAUCUGGACAUUGCGAUGCAUCGGGUAUCUAACACCUACGUGAUGCCUGAAAUGCAGCUGUCCUGGCAGCCGGGAUUUACUCUGUUAAGGAAGCCCGCGAAAAAGCCAGCACCACGCAGGAACAGACAACAGCGAUUCGAAUUCGUCGUGGAGCAUCCCCAGAGAGCCUAUCGCGCAAGACGUUCCCCUUCAGUCGCCACCUUUACACAUUCAGGGUCGCUCUCUAACUCUUUGAGGGAGCAUUCCAUCAUAGUAGACACACACAGACAUUUCCAAGGUGAAGCUGUCGAAGGAAAUGAGGCUCCCAUUGACCCGCCACUCGGGACCUUGAAUGUCAAACCACCGAUCAGGGGCGAAGGAUCUCCUGAUCUAGGGACCAUUGAUGUAACGAGCGAUCCUCGCCUGAACUCUUGCAACAGCGAAGACCAAUCUCCAUCCUCGCGUCCACCGAAGCUCACGAUCGGUGAGCGUAAUGUUACUGGUCCAGAGCCAAAUGCCGCGGCGGUUUCGGCUUUGACCAAUAUUCCAUCUUCUCUUUUCACGUCUGUGCCACCAGCCAUAGAGUACAGUAGUCUUACUCAACGGUUCAAGCCAAUACUCGACAGAUACAACAGGGAGUUUUGCAUGAUCCCACUAACGUUUCAACUACGGAUAAAUCCGUUUCGAUACCGCACGGACCUUGACCCGGAACCAACCUUUCUGGUCCACGCUGUGAUGGCUUUGGCGGGUCAUCACGUUAGCAGUACCUCAAGCUUGAGUCAUCGCCAUGCAGCACUUCAGCUGCUUCGUCAGAGUCUCAACGCAUUUAGUGAUCCGGAAACUAUGUAUUCCGUGCUUGACACAAUCGUAAUUCUAUUCUCGCUAGAUGAAACUCAGUCUAUCCUGGGAAAUUGGAGCACACAUCUCAUGGGAGCCUAUAAUCUCCUUGAAGCUUGCGGUGGUAUCAAAACAUUAGCCAUGUCCUCUAGGGUCGAGGCUCAGAUAGGAAUACUCACUUGGUGGGAUGCUAUAACCAGUCUUCUGUCUAGGGAAGACUGCGUGUUCCCUUACGCAUACUUCGAUGCCAUACUAUCGAACCAGUAUAGACGAGAGUGGGACUUUUUUGGACUAUGCGGGUGUCCAACGAGUCUCGUGAAGAUCGUAAUGCAGGUGGCGCGCCUCAGCGCAGAGAGGCAAAAGUCGUCUUUGACACCAGAUUUUAUAUUCGACAACACUGCUGUCUCGGAAAUUGAGCAGUCGCUUGAGCAAUGGCAUCAUAUUCCCGCUAUGACAGCUUUUCGAGACGAAGACUGCAUGCACCAAGAUCAGGAUGUCAUGCAUUGCUCUGAGGCAUGGAGAAAUGGCCUUCUCCUUUACAUAUUCAGGAUUUUUCAGUGGGAGCCUGGAAGUAGCAUCCCGACGCGUAUCUUGUACCGCGCAAGGACCAUUGUGGACCACGUAGUCUCGUGCCGCGACGUAAACAUUAUGUCCAGGCAGGCCUUGUUGCCGCUUUUCUUUGCAGGUUGCGAGUUGCGAGAUCGAUCAACGAAAACGGAGAUUGUAAAACUCUGCUCUAUUUGGGACGAGAGGACUAGGUAUCACAUGUUCCGCAGCGCAAUACCUCUGCUCGAAGAAGUAUGGACCGAGCAGGAGACGAAGGGUUUCGAGAAUGUGUGGUGGGGCCAGGUCGUGGAUAAGCAGCACACGUCCAAGGCUCAUCCUUUGAAAAUGCGGCUUUGCUUUGGCUAAUUCAGGAGGGUCACCCAGUGGUCACAAAAGGUCACCAGGUAGGCGUGGUUUCGGAUCAGGGGCAGUAUCUUGCCCAGAAGACACAAGAGUUGCGGCAGGUCUGAUAUAAAUCAAUCCUAAUACGUUUAAGGUUUUGUGAACAAGCCUCGACUGACUUGAAAAGCGAAUAGACUCCGGAUACUAGGUAUAUCCGACCUGGCACCAGCCACCUCAUUGAUGGCUGCAAGAUAUAUAGUCCAUUUCAGUGCUCUUACACUGACACACCUCUUGAACAUAGCAUAGAUUGUAUGUUUAAGAGGGAGGCUUGACAGCAGCCAGUUUAC